CCGCUCUUAUUUAGUAAACAAAACGCCAGUGCGGUGUUUUUUUUUUUUUGUAAUUACAGUGUUGCUUUCAAUGUAAGUGAAAAUGCUGAAAACAGUUGCAAAUAUUUGCCGCAGAGGAAACUUUUCAAAUGCGUUGAAGUCGCGAGUGCAAGGCAGAAGAUGGUUUCUGUCACAGGCGUACAGAUGCGAGGAUGCGUGGGACAAGAGACUGGAGAGUCCGCUACUUCAGCAAGUGAAACUAGAGGAGUUCCACUAUGAGGUGGAAGCUAAGUUCCAGAGCCAACAGAAGAUCAGCGCCAUAGACGUGGACCUGUUUGCGAACGCGGCGCGGGGCGUGGACCACCUGGACGAGGUGGAGGACCUGGUGCACAAGCUCCGCCUCAGCCCCAGCACGGCCGACACGCUGCCCUCGACGCCGCACGCGCUCAUCCGCCUGUUCCUGGCGGCGGGGCGCGGCGACGAGCUGCUGCGCAUCCUCGGUGACCGGCUCAACUACGGUGUCUUCCCCGACUGCUACUCCGCCUGCCUGCUCAUGGACUCCUUCCUGGAGCAGCGCAACCACACCGCGGCGGCGCAGGUGGCAGUGCUGCAGAUGCUGCAGGAGGACUGGGAGGACGAGCUGGCCGCGCGGCUGGGCCUGUACGCCUGCCACAUGCACCUGCGGCAGCCGGGCCGCUGGCUGCCCGAGGAGGUGCCGGAGCCGCCCGACGACGGGGAGGAGGUGAAGGUGAGGGUGAAGUACCUGCGCAACCCCUACUUCGACGACCACUUCGACCUGCGGGACCCGGACCUGCUGGUGGGGAAGACGCUGGCGGCCGCGGGGGAGCGGUGCGGGGGCGCGACGGGGCGCACCUACCAGCUGGUCGGCUGGGCCUUGUACGGGAAGUGGGGCCGCGCGCUGGCCGCGCUGGAGCAGCUCGCGGCCAGCCGGGAGGAGCCGCUCUUCUACCAGGAGGGCGUGGAGCGUCUGCAUGCGCUGGUGGAGCGGGCCGCCCAGCAGGAGGGAGCGGACGGCGCGACGCUCGAGCGGCUGGCCCGGCAGCUGCGUGACGUGGCGGGCGGCGGGCGGGUGACGCGCGAUGACCUCACCGAGGCGCUGGCGGGCGAGGUGCGGCGCGCGGCCGCGCGGGAUGAGCCCGCCAAGGUGGAAGAGCAGCGCCGCACGUACGAGGCCUGGGAGCGGCUGCGGCAGGAGCGCCUCCGUGCGGAGCUGCUGGAGACGCGGAAGCAGCAGCGCCGCGCGGAGAUCGCGGAGGCCCGCGAGCGGCUGGAGCGGCGCGAGAGGACCAUCUUCUUCUUCGACCACCAGGAGCGGUGGGAGCUGGCGGCCGAGCAGCACGAGCGGGCCGCCGCCGACGUGGCCACCGGCGUCGGCCACACGGCGAAGGAGGACGGGGAGGAUUACAUCCCGCCGGAGAUCAGGCGCCCCAAGACCUAGAGCCCUGUCUGUAGCCGGCUUUACUUUGUUUUGUAAAUACACUUUCCUCACUAAA
Messenger RNA from Bacillus rossius redtenbacheri, 1493 nucleotides. RefSeq names its product small ribosomal subunit protein mS27. Gene Ontology annotation, cellular component: mitochondrion. The transcript has 7 exons. The record is from RefSeq and is a predicted model, not a curated record. The coding region runs from base 83 to 1438 and encodes 451 amino acids. Lineage: Eukaryota; Metazoa; Arthropoda; Insecta; Phasmatodea; Bacillidae.